AUGGCGAAGAACUUCGAGGCAAACGCGCACUCGAUCUUCGCCGGCUCGUACGAGCGAUUUCUGUUCGGACACUCGUACGGUCCAAACUUCUCUGCCUCUUUUACUGCUGCUGGCGAGGAGGAGUUUGAGAAGAAAAGGAACAACACAAAGUUUCUGUGCACGAUAGACGCGCAUUCGCAAUCGAUAAAAUCAAUCGCCGCCGCCGGUCCGUUUUUCUGCAGCGGAGGACACGACGACAGAAUACGAGCGUUUCACGUGAAUACGAGAGGGGAGAUUUCGGACGUGGGGUCGUUGACGGGACACAGUGGGACGGUGACGUGCAUCGCGUUUGCCAAGCCCAGUAUUUAUGGAAAGCGUGAAGAUGAUGAUGAUGAUGGUAAAAAGUGUACUACGAAGAACAACAAGAACAACAACAACGAGGAGGAAAAAGUGCCGUCGCCGACUCGAAUGCUUUCCGGGAGCGACGAUGGGACGAUUUUAGUCUGGCAAACGUACGAUUUUGAAAUACUGAAGAAAAUGUUGGCGCACAGAAACGGCGUUUCUGGGUUGAGCGUACACGCGUCCGGGGUAGUGGCGGUGUCGUGCGGAAAGGAAGACCGGUCCGUGGCGCUUUGGGAUUUGAAGAAAGGACGGGUUGCGUAUAAAGGGAAGACGAGAGGUGGGGAAGAAAGCGGAAUUGACGUGUUUUUUAGCAGCAAAGAAGAAGAUACAUCGGGAGGAGGAGGGAAGAGGUACGGGCUUUUGACGAAUAAGUGGUUGGACGUUAUCGAUUGCGAAAGCGGCGGCGAGGUGAGCUCGUUUACGAGGGAAGAUCAAAGGGAAGGAAGGAUUGGGUAUCGCAAGUGUUUGUGCGCGACAAGCAAAGAGGAUUCGGCGGAAAACAUCUACCGAAUUGGAUACGAAGGUGGCGACGUGUGCAUUUUCGACGCGAGAGUCGGUGGUGGUACAGCGAGUGCGACGAUUGUAAACGCGCACGAAAAUCGCGUUCGGUGCAUGGCGGAGAUUCCAGAACGCGGAGGACACUCUUUCGCUACGGCAUCUUCGGAUGGAAUUAUUAAAGUUUGGGACGAGAGAAACGUCAGAGAGCCAAUCGCACGAAUCGAAGGCGGCGGGCGAUAUACGAGUUUAGUAGUCAUGAACAACAACGACAUCAUGCGCAGAUCGAAACCGGCGAAACCGAAAGAAAUUGAAAUCGACGAUAUCGAAGCCCGUUUGGAAAUGAGGAAGAAAGAAGAAAAGAAAGUAAACACGGAAACUCAAAAGAACGCGGAAAAAGGGAAGAAGAAGAAAACGAAGAAGAAGACGAAAGCGGAUUACGAUAAAAUGGAUUCGGAUUCAGAGUUGGAAAUCGUGGACGACGAGGAAAAUAAUGCAAAGGACAGGAAAAAAGCUGCGAUUGAUGAUUCGGAUAAAGUUGAUGACGACGACGAGAGCGAGGAAGACGACAAUGAGAGCGAGGAAGACGACGAAGACAUGAUUGAAAAAAUGCGACAGGCGUACAACAAAACGCACCAUAAGAACAAAAGUAAACGAAAACCGCAACAACAAUCUCGCAACAGUCAGUACGAGAAGAACGCCACGACGGCGCGAAAGAAAGCGAACAAGAAGAGCAAAAGCAAAUUUUAA
Molecule: messenger RNA, 1626 nt
Organism: Bathycoccus prasinos
Lineage: Eukaryota; Viridiplantae; Chlorophyta; Mamiellophyceae; Mamiellales; Bathycoccaceae
Product: maintenance of killer 11 protein
Exons: 1
Coding region: 1-1626 (541 amino acids)
Molecular function (GO): protein binding
Source: RefSeq, a predicted model, not a curated record